AUGGCGACAAUGGAGAGUUUGAUAGGGCUGGUGAACAGAAUACAGAGGGCCUGCACCGACCUCGGAGACUACGGCGGAGACGACCUCGCUUUCUCUUCUCUUUGGGACGCUCUUCCCUCUGUCGCCGUCGUGGGUGGCCAGAGUUCGGGAAAGUCAUCGGUGCUCGAAAGCAUUGUAGGGCGAGAUUUUCUUCCUCGAGGCUCUGGCAUUGUCACUAGGAGGCCGUUGGUGUUGCAGUUGCAGCAAACUGACCAAGGACAGCAGGAUUAUGCCAUCUUCGGGCAUUUGCCUCAGAGGCGGUUCACCGAUUUUUCCUUGGUACGCAAGGAAAUUCAAGAUGAAACUGAUAGAGUUACGGGGAGAACAAAACAGAUUUCUCCUGUUCCUAUUCAUCUAGGCAUCUAUUCACCAAAUGUUGUCAAUUUAACUCUGAUCGAUCUUCCUGGUUUAACAAAAGUUGCUGUUGAGGGGCAAUCAGAAAACAUAGUCCAAGACAUUGAAGAUAUGGUUCGUUUAUACGUUGAGAAGCCCAAUUCCAUCAUACUGGCAAUAUCUCCAGCAAACCAAGAUAUUGCCACAUCAGAUGCCAUUAAACUUGCCAAGGAUGUGGAUCCUUCAGGUGAACGAACAUUUGGAGUGUUAACGAAACUGGAUCUGAUGGACAGAGGAACUAAUGCACUUGAUGUUCUGGAAGGAAGAUCGUAUCGCUUACAACACCCCUGGGUGGGUAUAGUCAAUCGGUCACAAGCCGAUAUCAAUAAGAAUGUUGACAUGAUUGCUGCCAGGCAAAAUGAGCGAGAGUAUUUUUCUACUAGUCCUGACUAUGCACACUUGGCAAGUAAAAUGGGCUCUGAGUAUCUUGCAAAGCUUCUCUCGGGGCAUUUGGAAGCUGUGAUUAGGGCAAAAAUUCCAAAUAUUACUUCGUUGAUUAACAAAAGCAUUGAUGAACUUGAAUCUGAGCUCGACCACCUGGGAAGGCCUAUUGCUGUUGAUGCUGGGGCUCAACUGUACACCAUCUUGGAACUAUGCCGUGCUUUCGACCGCAUAUUCAGAGAACAUCUUGAUGGAGGCCGACCAGGAGGAGAUCGGAUUUAUGAAGUUUUUGACCAUCAGCUGCCAGCAGCUUUCAGAAAACUUCCAAUCGACCGGAACCUUUCUCUACAGAGCGUGAGGAAAAUUGUCACGGAAGCUGAUGGUUACCAACCACACUUGAUUGCUCCGGAGCAAGGUUAUAGGCGUCUUAUUGAGGGCUCCGUGACCUACUUUAAAGGACCUGCCGAAGCUACUGUCGACGCCGUCCAUUUUGUGCUCAAGGAGCUCGUGAGGAUGUCAAUUGGGGAGUGUCAGGAAAUGAAACGUUUCCCUAGUCUACAAACAACAAUAGCAGGAGCGGCAAAUGAGGCUUUGGAAAGGUUUCGUGAGGAGAGCAAGAAAACAGUAACUAGAUUGGUUGAUAUGGAAUCUUCAUAUCUGACCGUUGAUUUCUUCCGGAGGCUUCCACCGGAACUCGAGAGAACUGGAGGUGGCAGUCAAGAGGUAGGGAGAGCAGCAGAGAACACGAGAAGUAAAUUACGUGGGAACUUGAGGGAACACUCACCACCAGCAGCAGACCCAACACCAACAGUUGAUCGUUACUCAGAGGGGCACUUCAGGAGAAUAGGGUUGAAUGUGUCGUCUUAUGUGCAUAUGAUUUCUGAUCAACUCAAGAACACAAUACCCAAGGCGGUCGUCCACUGUCAAGUUAAGGAAGCCAAACAGAAUUUGCUCAAUUACUUCUAUACGCAGAUUGGGAAGAAAGAGGGCAAGCAAGUAGGAGAGUUAUUGGAUGAAGAUCCGGCACUGAUGGAGCAGAGGCAGCAGUAUGCAAAAAGGCUUCAACUGUUCAAGAAAGCCAGGGAUGAGGUUGACUCAGUAACAUGGACCAGAUGA
Messenger RNA from Striga hermonthica, 1929 nucleotides. Lineage: Eukaryota; Viridiplantae; Streptophyta; Magnoliopsida; Lamiales; Orobanchaceae. The record is from the annotation of a GenBank genome assembly.